GUUUUUCAGCCAGUGCCGCCGUACAGAACCCUAGCUGGUAACGAUCAUUAACAAUGUUAGAGGAAAAGAGGCGACGUGAUCUCAGGGGAACUGAAGAACGUACAUGUUACUCGAUCAUAACAUGUUGAGAAUUCAUAGUAAUCAUAAUGGUAAGGGGGCGACUGAAGGUUCCAGUGGAGAGGAAAGUCCUGAGCCCGGGGAGGUUGGUUCCGGUCAAGGUAGCCGUGGUCAAAGGCGGCAUGAUGGUUACCCGGGUGGUGGACAGUCAUGUAUAAGUUGUCGCUGGGAUCGAAGGGGUGAUGAUUGUGGUCGCUCCUGGCAGUAUCGUUGCGGAUCUCCUGAACGACCCCGGCAGAAAAGGAGUGAAGGUUCCAGUGGCGAGGAAAGUCCUGAGCCCCAUGAGGCUGGUUUCGGUCAAGGUAGCCGCGGUCAAAGAAGACGCUUGGAAGAUCGGGGUGGUUCUCAGCAGUAUCAUAGUGAAUCUCCCGAACAACCCCAGCAGAAACUUCGAAGAGGAACUGAUCCACGUCAGCAUCAUGGUGAGUCCGGGUCGUCUUAUGCUGAUGGACCUUCAUGGUCAUCGGUUCCAGACCUGUACCAAGCCACACGGGCGCCUCUGCAGCCUGUGACCACAUCGCAGCCUAUGUUAUGUAUAUUGUAUGUAUUUGUGCAUAUAUUAUGUAGGCUCAAGCUGAUUUUCAGGGCCUGUCUCAAGCCCAUGCCCAGACUGAGAUUCUGGCUCAUGCGUGGACUUUAG
Helianthus annuus (common sunflower) is the source of this 757-nucleotide messenger RNA. RefSeq lists its product as uncharacterized. The transcript is spliced from 3 exons. The record is from RefSeq and is a predicted model, not a curated record. The coding region runs from base 104 to 757 and encodes 217 amino acids. Lineage: Eukaryota; Viridiplantae; Streptophyta; Magnoliopsida; Asterales; Asteraceae.